AUGUCUAAUCCUGAGAAAGCUCCCCAAUACUCGGCUGGCGACCAGCAUGGAAGCGGUCUCCUGCCUACCGCUCAGCCUGGCCAGCAGUAUCCCACUUCCACACACGACUCCUCUGCCCCUCCUGCGUACAAUCAAGGAUCGGCUGAACUUCCUGGAGAUGAGAAGCCGCGUGUUCCAGUUCCUCAACAAGAUCAUUCUCAAUUUGCUGGAACCCAGCAACAGCCUCCCCAGUUUGCACCUCCACCUGUAGGUGAAUCGCAACAACCACUAGCCGGAGACGAGAAGCGCAAGCUGGAACAACAAUACUUCCCUCCCCCUCCUCCUGGUCCUCCUCCUUCGCAGGAUCAACAUCAACAAUCUGCUACUCACCCCAACCCGCUCCAGGGAAAUCCAAUCACCGCGCCUCAGCAGCACCAGGAGACUCACCAGCCCUUAGACGCUCAGCACACCCAACAAGGCCAGCAGAGCCAGCAAAACUACGCCAUCCCACAAUAUGACCCUGCCCAUCCUACCUUUGCGCCCCCUCCUACAGGCGAGCCGGUUCAGUCAGGUACAACUGUCCCUGACCCUAGCCAUAGCCAUGAUUACAACCAAGGUCACGUCCAAGGUCACGACCACAACCUAGGCCACGUUCAAGGUCCCGAUCACGGUCAGGGCCAGGGCCAUGUCCCCGAUACUGGCAAUGUUUCAACAUUUGUGCCUCCUGAUGAACACAAGAAGCCUGGCUGGAGCGAGCGUUUUAGCCAGCUUGGUAUCAAGGCUGCGGCGCCCAUCAACAGCCUGGCGCACAAAUUUGGCAGUCAAAGUUUCCUUCCCGAGACUAUUGAUAAAGAAUGUGACAAGGCCGCCUCUAUUCUGAAGUCGUUCUGCAAAAACGGUGUCUACGCCGACCCUAGCUCAAGCCAGGUUCCCACCUCAACCGACCCAAAGGCGCAGGAGACAAACGACGAGAUCAUUGAUCCUACCAAGGAGAAGCCCAAGAAGCGAGUUCUUGUCAACAUCCCCCCUAAGGUCAUUGCCAAGGCACAAGGUCUUGCUAUCUUUACAACCCUUCGUGCCGGCUACGCCUUUUCUGGUGCCACUGGUUCGGGUAUUCUGAUCUCUCGUCUUCCUGACGGAUCAUGGGGUCCUCCUUCAGGUAUUCAGGUGCACUCUGUGGGUGCGGGCUUCAUGAUCGGACUUGAUAUUUACGACUGUGUCUGUGUCAUCAAUAGUCGAGAAGCACUUAACGCUUUUGCCAAGACACGCGUUGCCCUGGGCAGCGAUCUUGCUGUGGUUGCUGGUCCUUACGGCGCUGGAGGUGCUGUCGAGAUCGGUACUGCCAUGGACGGAAAGAAGUCCAAGGAGGCCAAGGAUGAGGAGGCUCCUCCCAAGCCUCCCAGGCCCACUGAGGACAGCCAAAACUUGAAGCCCGAGACAGACAAGAAGAAGAAUCGUCGCAGCCUGAGCGCUAGCGGUUUCAAGCCUGUCUUUUCUUACGUCAAGUCUCGUGGCUUUUACGCAGGUAUCCAGGUCGAUGGUACCGUUGUGGUUGAGCGCAAGGAUGCCAAUGCCGCUUUCUACGGCGAGCGUGUCUCCGUUGAGCAGAUCAUCAGGGGAGAGGUUCCCCGCCAAGGACCCAACAGCAACUGGCCUGCUGGUGCUCGUAACCUCCUUGAGACUCUGAAGGGAGCUGAAGUAGGCUCUCUCAAGGUCAAGCAAGGAAAGGAUUCAGUGUCUCCGACCGCCCCCACAUUUGGCGGACCUUCUGCCGACCCUUCCAUUCCGGCGGCGACCGGAGGUGUGGGUGCCGCUGGGCAGACUCAUCCCCCAGGCUACGUGGAUGAUGGGGUUCACCGACCUGAUGUUGGUGAUGUUAAGUACCGUUAA
Messenger RNA from Fusarium sp. VM40, 1869 nucleotides. The record is from the annotation of a GenBank genome assembly. Lineage: Eukaryota; Fungi; Ascomycota; Sordariomycetes; Hypocreales; Nectriaceae.